AUGGAGCUGGACGGCGGUGAGCGGCACCGGGAUAAGGAGAGGAGGGAGAGGCAUAGGAGGGAGGAGAAGGAUUACAAUGGUAGUGGAAGAAGGGACAGGGAGAAAGAGAAGGACGACAGGAGAAGGGAGAAGGAUGAUGGUAAGCAUAGGGACAGGGACAGGGACAGGGAUAGGGACAGGGAGAGGGAGAGGGAGAGGGAGAGAGAUAGGGAUAAGGAUAGCAAGUACAGGGACCGGGAUAAGGAGCCAGAGCGUGACCGUAACCGUGACCGUGACCGGGGCAAGGAUCGGGAGCGGGAACCAGAUCGGCAGCGUGACAAGGACCGUGGCAAAGACCGGGAUAAGGAAGCAGAGCGCAAUAAGGAAAGGGAGCGGAGGGACAGGGAUAAGGAGAGAAGCCGCAACAGAGACAAGGACAAGGAUAGGGCAGAGAGGGAGGAUAGGGAUCACGAGAAGUCAAGGGAGAAGGGUCGUGGAGAAGAUGAUGCAGAUCCAUCCAAGGGUGACAAGGGGGGUCAGAAGCAGAGAGUUGAUGCCUCAGGGGAUGCUGAGCAGCCCGCAGCAGAUGAGCUCAGAGAGCGCAUUGCAAGGUCAAAGGAGGAAAGAUUGAAGGACAAAAAGGAAGGAGGAAUACUGGAUGGUAAUGAUGGGGCUUCCGAGAUACUGUCAUGGGUGGGAAAGAGUCGUAAACUUGAUGAAAAAAGGCAAGCUGAAAAGGAGAAAGCAUUACGUCUUGCACGAGCAUUGGAGGAACAGGAUAAUAUCUUGGCAGAAAAUGGUGACGACGAUGAUGAUGAAGAGGAAGAUACACAAGUUGGAGACCACUUAUCUGGUGUUAAGGUUCUUCAUGGCCUUGAUAAGGUUUUGGAAGGUGGUGCAGUUGUCAUGACUCUCAAAGAUCAGAGUAUUCUUGCCAAUGGGGAUAUCAAUGAAGAUGCUGAUAUGCUUGAGAACAUUGAGAUUGGUGAGCAGAAACAAAGAGAUGAAGCUUAUAAGGCUUCAAAGAAGAAAGGAACUUAUGAUGACAAGUUCAGCGAUGAUUCAUUGUCAAAGAAGUCGAUGCUGUCACAUUAUGAUGACCAAAUGGAAGAUGAGGGUGUGACACUUGAUGAAGGUGGACGUUUCACCGGUGAAGCAGAAAAGAAGCUAGAAGAGCUUCGGAAAAGGAUUGAAGGUAAUUAUAUUCAGAAAAAGACAGAAGACCUUACUUUCACCACAAAGAUGGCAACAGACUAUUUUACCCCUGAUGAAAUGCUUAAAUUUAAAAAACCAAAGAAAAAGAAAUCCCUGAGGAAGAAGGAUAAGCUGGAUCUGGAUGCACUUGAGGCAGAAGCAAUUGCUUCUGGAUUGGGGGCCGCUGAUCGUGGGUCCAGGAACGAUGGAAAGAGACAGUCCGCUAGGGAGGAAGAGCAAGCGGCUGAUGCUGAAAAGAGAAAUAGUGCAUAUCAAACUGCCAUUGCAAAGGCUGAAGAGGCAUCAAGAGCAUUGCGCGAGGAGAAAACUGCACCUACUAAACCGGCUGAAGAAGAACUUGUUUUCGGUGAUGAUUAUGAAGAUCUACAGAAAUCUCUGGAGCAAGCAAGAAAGUUGGCCCUAAGGAAGCAGGAAGAGGCUGCCGCUUCUGGUCCUCAGUCCAUAGUUGAACUGGCUACUGCAACCAAGAGCCAAGAAGGAGAUUCAGAACAGAAUAAGGUUGUUAUCACAGAGAUGGAAGAGUUCGUGUGGGGACUACAAUUGAAUCAAGGAACACGCAAGCCAGAAGACGAUGUGUUUAUGGAUGAAGAUGAUGAUGCCAUGCCUUCAGGUAAUCUUGCAAAAGAUGACGCUAUUGGGUUGGCAGAGAUGGAAGAGGAAGCUCUGACAGAAAUACCAGCCACGGUUGAAGAGGAUGGAGUCAAACCGGAUGAGGUUAUACAUGAAGUUGCAGUAGGCAAGGGUUUAGCUGGUGCUUUGAAGAUUCUUAAGGAGCGAGGAAGCCUCAAUGAGGGAACAAAUUGGGGAGGCAGAACUACAGACAAGAAAAAGAGCAAGCUUAUAGGUGUGGAGGAUGGACCUAAAGACAUUCGCAUUGAAAGAAUAGAUGAAUUUGGUAGAGUGAUGACACCUAAGGAGGCAUUCCGUCAUCUUUCGCACAAGUUUCAUGGCAAGGGGCCAGGUAAAAUGAAACAAGAAAAACGCCAGAAGAGAUACGAGGAUGAGCAGAAAACCAAGCAUAUGAAAUCUUCUGACACACCAUUAUUGGCCGCGGAAAAGAUGAGAGAGGCUCAAUCUCGCAACCAAACACCAUACCUCAUUUUAAGUGGCAAUGCAAAAACAGGUCAAACAAGUGAUGCUGGCAGCUAUGCUACCUUGGAGACACAGCAACCUGGGAGCCUAACACCCAUGCUUGGGGACAAAAAGAGAUCUGAUGUUGACUGGUUUUUCGGCAGGUCGAGCAUUUCCUGGGCAUCAAACGAAGUGCCAAGCCUGGAAGCUUACCUCCUCCAGUCCCAAAGAAACCGAAGAACUGAACCUGCUCUGCCAUUCACUGUGAGUAGCAAUCAGCCGACCUGCCAGGCACAUUCGCUGUUAGCAGCAAUCAGCCCACCAGCUUCCGCAGGCUACAACAGGGCCAGAUAUCUACACGGCAUACUCAAGCCCCCCAGUGCACUGAAAAUGCAAUAG
Molecule: messenger RNA, 2664 nt
Organism: Miscanthus lutarioriparius
Lineage: Eukaryota; Viridiplantae; Streptophyta; Magnoliopsida; Poales; Poaceae
Source: the annotation of a GenBank genome assembly